AUGGGCAAAAAAGAGGUUAAACAAACAUCCACUGCACCACCAAAGAAGGAAAAGAAAGAGAAGAAAUCCAAAUCUGCCUCAAAGAAGGAACCUACUCCUCCUCCAAAGCCUGUUUCCUCUUCUGAUUCUUCUUCCUCUUCAGAUUCAAGCGAUAGCGAUGAUGAUAAGAAGAAGUCUAAGAAGGCCUCUCCUCCUAAGAAAUCCUCAAAAGCCGCUAAGAAGUCAUCCUCUAGCGAUGAUAGCGAUGAUAGCAGUGAUUCUGAAGACGAGAAGCCAGUAAAAAAUGACUCUAAGAAGGAUUCUAAGAAAGAGGCUAAGAAGCCUGCACCAGCACCAGCUAAGAAAGACGAAAGCAGUGACUCUUCUGACUCUUCCUCAUCCGACGACGAACCUGCUCAAAAAUCUGCACCUGCUGAACCAUCUAAAAAGGACGAUUCAUCUAGCUCAGAGUCUUCAGACAGCUCAGACGAGGACGAGAAGAUGGCUGAUGCUAAGGCUCCUCCAAAGAAGGCUGCUAAGGACGACUCUAGCGAUUCUAGCGACAGUGAUUCUUCUGACGAUGACAAAGAUGCCAAGGUUACUGAGAAGCCUGCCCCAGCUAAGAAGGAUGACAGUAGCUCUUCUUCAGACUCCUCUUCGGAUGAGGAAGAGAAGGCUGAACCUGCACCUGCACCUGAAGCAACCGAGGCACCUUCAAAGAAGCGUAAGGCGGAAGACAUGGAAGUCCCAGAGACCAUCACCGUAGACAACACUCCACAAAUCUUUGUCGGUCAAUUGUCUUGGAACAUUGAUGAUGAGUGGUUGAAGAGCGAGUUUGAGCAAUUGGGUACAGUAAAGAGCGCGCGCGUUCAAUUAGACAGACAAAAUGGUCGCUCUAGAGGGUUUGGUUAUGUCGAAUUUGAGUCACAUGACAUUGCACUCAAAGCUAUGGAACAAUUUGCUGGUAAAGAAAUUGAUGGUAGACCAAUUAGAGUAGAUUUGAGCGUUCCACGCGCACCAAAUCCAGAAAAGAGGGCUAAGUCAUUCGGAGAUCAACGUAGUGAUCCAUCCAACACUUUGUUCGUUGGAAACUUAUCAUUCAACACGAAUGAGGACAGCGUUUGGGAAUUCUUUGGGGAGUUUGGAGCGAUUGAGAGCGUACGUGUACCAACUGAUAGGGAAACUGGAGCACCAAAAGGUUUCGGUUAUGUCAGUUUCGCUGAUGUUGACACUGCCAAGGCAGCAAUCGAUGGUGCAGCGGGAAGUGAGUUGGAUGGAAGGGUUUUGAGAUUAGAUUUCAGCACACCAAAGGACAGAAGUGCAGGUCCACCUAGAGGCGGUGGUCCAAGAGGCGGCGGUAGAGGUGGAAGAGGUGGCAGAGGUGGUGCACCAAGAGGUGGUGGCAGAGGUGGAUUCAAUGCCAACAGAUCAGGUGCUAUUGCCCAGCCACAAGGAAAGAAAAUGACAUUUGACUAG
Messenger RNA from Wallemia ichthyophaga EXF-994, 1455 nucleotides. Its product is annotated as Protein gar2. The record is from RefSeq and is a predicted model, not a curated record. Gene Ontology annotation, molecular function: RNA binding. The transcript is spliced from 4 exons. The coding region runs from base 1 to 1455 and encodes 484 amino acids. NCBI's taxonomy places the organism in Eukaryota, Fungi, Basidiomycota, Wallemiomycetes, Wallemiales, Wallemiaceae.